CCACACCGAAAGCAACGGCAUGGCGCGGCGUCGCCUUGCGUCGCCUUGCGUCGCCUUGCGUCGCCUCUAGAGUGCCAACGAGAGAGAGAGUGCGGCGGCAAGCUUGAGUCUGAGUCAGUCAGUAGAGCAAAGACAGCGGCGCCGUCCUCGCGGUCCUCACGGUCCUCGCCAUGCCGCACUCCCUCCCGCUGGUGGCAGGGCUGCUCCUGGCCCUGGCCGCCGGCCGCGGACACGCAGCCUCCAACAAGAGCGAUGGCGUCGACAUUGAGCACCUCAGCAAGGAGGUGGUGUUCCAGCUGUUCACCAGACACAACACCGGCAAGCCGCACAUUCUGGACGUGAGGCAGCCCGAGCUGCUGGAGAAUUCACCCUUCAACCCCCUGGUGCCGACCAAGGUCAUCGUGCACGGCUGGCUGUCGGGGCAGAAGAGGGAGAAGGGCGCUGGCGGCCCUCUGCUCAAGGACGCCAUCCUGGAGGUGUCGGACUACAACGUGAUCCUGGUGGACUGGUCCGGCGCCGACUCCAUCAACUACGUGGCGGCCCGACUGCGGGUGUCGUCGGUGGGCACACUGGUGGGCCGCCUGCUGGACCAGCUGGUGUGGACGGGCGGCAUGGACACGCACGACGUGCACCUCGUGGGCCACUCCCUGGGCGCGCACAUCAUGGGCUUCGCGGCGCGCAACGCGGGGCUCGGUGACACGGGCCGCAUCACAGCGCUGGACCCGGCCGGGCCGCUGUUCACCAGCAACGUGGACGAGCGGCUGGACAAGUCGGACGCCGGCUUUGUGGACGUGAUCCACACGUGCGCCGGCUACCUCGGCUACCACGCCGCCAUCGGCCACGCCGACUUCUACCCCAACGACGGCACCUGGGUGCAGCCCGGCUGCGGCCUCGACUUCGGGGCGUGCAGCCACUGCAGGAGCUACUCGCUGCUGCUGGAGUCCAUCGAGUCGCCCGACGCCUUCGUGGCCACAGCCUGCGACUCGUGGGCCCACUACAAGAAGGGCGCGUGCCAAGGCAACGCCACGGCCGUCAUGGGCUUCGGCCUCGACCGCAGGGCCCGUGGCUCCUUCUACGUCGCGACCAACAGGCAGCCACCGUAUUCGACCACGGCAAACGUGCCCGCCAGCGACAGACUCAAGUUGACAAAGAACUUCCAGCACUGUUAAACAGAAACCAUGCACACUAAUUUUUUGGUAUGAAGUCUCACUCAAUUUUGAACACGAAAAAUUCGUUAACGUGGUGCUGCGCUCUUCAUGCGUGCAAUUUUGUUCGAUAAAUUAAAAACGCUCAAAAUUGAAUGAAAUUUUCGUGCACAUUGUAGAAUUAGCGCGAACGCGCCUGUCAUGCAAAGUCUGAAUAAACUGCACAUGCCGGUGAUUUAAGCUGGCAUUGUCUGUCUGUGGCAUUCGA
Molecule: messenger RNA, 1413 nt
Organism: Thrips palmi
Lineage: Eukaryota; Metazoa; Arthropoda; Insecta; Thysanoptera; Thripidae
Product: inactive pancreatic lipase-related protein 1-like
Exons: 7
Coding region: 171-1169 (332 amino acids)
Biological process (GO): lipid metabolic process
Molecular function (GO): lipase activity
Source: RefSeq, a predicted model, not a curated record